This is a messenger RNA of Octodon degus (degu), 2512 nucleotides long. RefSeq names its product spermatogenesis associated 7 (gene Spata7). Gene Ontology annotation, cellular component: photoreceptor distal connecting cilium; axoneme; rod photoreceptor outer segment. NCBI's taxonomy places the organism in Eukaryota, Metazoa, Chordata, Mammalia, Rodentia, Octodontidae. The record is from RefSeq and is a predicted model, not a curated record. Bases 161 to 1726 code for a protein of 521 amino acids. The transcript has 9 exons. Gene Ontology annotation, biological process: microtubule cytoskeleton organization; protein localization to photoreceptor outer segment; photoreceptor cell maintenance.
AACGACCCUUAGCAACCGACCUGGCGACCGUUUCCCGGGCGCUCCGGCAACCUUCCAGCUCUUCCUUUCCAGUCUGCCGCUCGGCUGGGCCGAGCCUGGGGAAGGGCCGAAGGGGACCCGCUGUGUCCCCCCCCCUAAGUGGGCAGCAAGAGAACAAAGCAUGGAUGGCACCCGGAGAGUCAGAGCAACCCCCGUCCUUCCCAGAUGUGGUCCACCAUGCCUAUUUAAAGGACAUUUAAGCACCAAAAGUAAUGCUUUUUGCACUGACUCCUCUUCUCUCAGACUAACCACUCUCCAGCUGGUCAAGAAUCACAUGGCUGUUCACUAUAAUAAAAUCCUUUCAGCCAAAGCUGCUGUUGACUGCUCGAUUCCAGCGAGCAUGAGUGCCAGCAUCAAAUAUGCAGACCAGCAACGGAGAGAAAAGCUCAAAAAGGAAUUAGCACGAUGUGAAAAAGAGUCUAAAUUAAGUAAAACUUCAGCUCAGGCCAAUUCUAAAAAUAAAUUCAAGUCAUUUUUUAACACUCUCCAAAAGCCUUUAGGGGAACCGCAGAACCAGGACAUGUUGAUAGAAGAAGCGAAUGAAUUUCCAUCCUUUGCAAAGGCGCUCCUGCCUCCUUCGGAGACACAGCUAAGUCUGCGUAAACCUGACAGAGUCCCCACGAAUGGUGCUGCAAGGAACCACCGUUCCUGUGCCUCCAGCACGGACUGCCUAACGUCCGGUCCCAGGAGCCCAGGCCCGGGCACCAUGCGUGGCCUGCGGCCCAGGAGCGCCUUCCCCAGCUCCCACCGGAUUGAGGUGGUCAUCUCAAAAGCUGCCAGUGGGGAUCUGCUAGAAAAACACGCCGACUGCUUUUCUAACAAGCAGUUGCCAUUCAUGCCACGCACUUUAAAAACAGAAGCAAAAUCUUUCCUGUCACAGUAUCGAUAUUACACACCUGCCAAAAGAAGAAAGGACUUCACAGGUCCACAGAUUGAGGCUGAGACCCAGACUGAAUUAAGCAGUUUUAAUUCUGAGUUGGGAACAUCUGAGAUUAAGAAAUGGACAGAUAAUUCAGAAGUGAACUUAAAGCAGACAUUAACCACUGUAUUUAUCAUUUGUAGGUUUUUAGAACGACUAUUUGAACGACAUGUAAAACAAAAUAAACAUCGUUUGAAAGAGGAAAAAAUGCGCCACCUGCUGCAUGGCCUGAAAAUAGACUUAGGCUGCGGAUCAGAGGACAACUCAGGACAGCCAAAGGCUCUCAAGAUGUUGAGCUCAUUUGAGUUUGAAAAGGCCACGAAUUUAGAGCAAAAUGGACAGGACAUAGCAAUUCAGCAGGAGCGCCAGCAGUACCAGAAUGCUUUGGAUAUGUUGCUGUCUGCACCAAAGGAGGACAACGAGAUGUCGUCCUCGCAAGGUGAAUUUUUCAUGCCUGUCUACAAGUCAAAGAACUCAGAAGAGGUUACAAUUCAGCAGGUCAGUGAUGAAGCAAACUUUGAACCUUCAACGUGGGAUGAAAGUAAUUUAAGGAUUUCUGACAGCUUGCGAGACCGCGAAACUUCUGUGCACGUCAUUGAAGGGGACAGUGACACCGAAAGGGCUGAGCCAUCAGAUGAGUUGAGUUGUCUUAGCCCCUCCCUGUCCCAGGCUGUUCAGUUGUAUGGUGACAGUAAUCAUGACAAGGAAUUGCCGAGGCUUAAAAUCAUGGAAAUGAGCAUAGAGAACAGCUGCCCUUUGGAUACUUGACCAUCAAUAAAUACCUCAGCUGGCCAAGUAACUCAGUACUAUUUUUCUCCUUUUUUAAAUUUUACAUAGUAAAAUUUCUACACUAAUUUUUUAGGCUGCAUAGUAAAUUGCCAUAAGCUUUGCAGUGUAGAAUGUCACACAUUUGUCAUUUAUCCCCGUCUCCGAGGACCCAGAGUGUCAGUACUGAAGCUAGGGCGCCUGCUCAGGGUCUCAGAGAACAGCAGCCAAGGCAGCGAUGGAGCUGCGGUCUCCUAUAGAGGCCACACUCGGGAGAACCCUCUUCGAAGCCCUGCAGUGUUAGAGUUCUUUUCCUCGCAGCUCUGUGCCUAAGGGCUUCAUUCCCUCACCCGCCAUCAGCAAAGGCUAUGCCAUUCCCUGCCACUUAGCUGCUUUCCGUAGGCAGCUUCUGUGGCUGCCUGUUUGUUCAAGAUGAACAGGAGAACCCAGGACUCUGCCAACAAGAUGGAGUCUGAGGCAACUUAAGACAGUUAAGAUUGGCUUCCCAUCACCUCUGCCAUAUUCCUCUGGUUAGAAGCAAGUCCCAAGUCUUCCACAUAGGGCUGGGGGGAUGUCAUACAAGGCUGUGAGUGCCAGAAGAUGAGGAUCACUGGAGUCACCUGAGGAUCUGUUGGUCACAGUUUCUAAAGUUGCUCCUCAGAAUAACAUAUUGUAUCGAGUCAUGAGUGGUUUUGUAGACAAGGAGCCAUGGUGGCUGGUACACUUACGACAUCCCUGCAGUGGGGGAGGCUGAGGCAGGAUCACCAUGAGUUCAGGGCCCUUCUGGCC